Tinamus guttatus (white-throated tinamou) is the source of this 2150-nucleotide messenger RNA. RefSeq names its product pseudouridine synthase 7 (gene PUS7). Gene Ontology annotation, biological process: pseudouridine synthesis. NCBI's taxonomy places the organism in Eukaryota, Metazoa, Chordata, Aves, Tinamiformes, Tinamidae. Gene Ontology annotation, molecular function: RNA binding; pseudouridine synthase activity. The record is from RefSeq and is a predicted model, not a curated record. Gene Ontology annotation, cellular component: nucleus.
AAUAUGUAUCUGUUUUGCUCUUAAGCAGACAGGAAUAAGCCAUUCUUCUUGCUCCUAGGGCUUUCAAUCCAACACCGUGCCUUAAACAUGGAAACUGUAGAAAUGACCAGUGUAUCCUUGAAACGUCCUCAUUCCGAGGAUGGUGUGGCCAACGCAGACGAAACUAAAAGACAGAAGAUCUCAGAGAAGGAUGAGACAGAAAAAAACUCUGGGAAGAAAAAAGUAACAGAGCAACAGCAAAAAUCUCUGCUUCAGAACACAAAAAAACAAAUGCCCAGUGAGGAAGGUGAGGAGCAGGAAGAUGAAGAGCUAGAGGACAGUGAAGAAGAUGGAGAUCCAGAGAGCUUUGCAGACAUGAUGAAGCAUGGACUCACAGAAAGUGAUGUUGGCAUAACUAAAUUUGUUAGCUCUCAUAAAGGGUUUUCUGGAAUCUUAAAAGAGAGAUACUCGGACUUCGUUGUUCAUGAAAUAGCAAAAGAUGGACACGUGAGCCAUUUAGAUGACUUUUCUGUGCCUGUGGAUAAUGAGGACCCAUCAGAAGAAACAUUUACAGUUUUGUCAGAUGAAGAUAAGAAGCGUUUAGAGGAGCUCCAGCUUUUUAAGAACAAGGAAACUAGUGUCGCAAUAGAGGUAAUUGAAGACAGCAAGGAAAAAAGAACUGUUAUCCACCAGGCUAUAAAGUCUUUGUUUCCUGGGUUGGAGACCAAAACAGAAGAUCGAGAUGGGAAAAAGUACAUUAUUGCUUAUCAUGCUGCUGGGAAAAAAGCACUGGCAAAUCCAAGAAAACACUCUUGGCCAAAAUCUAGGGGAAGCUACUGCCAUUUUGUGCUGUACAAGGAGAACAAGGAUACCAUGGAUGCCAUUAAUGUGCUAUCAAAAUUUUUGAGAGUGAAGCCAAACAUCUUUUCCUACAUGGGAACUAAAGAUAAAAGGGCUAUAACAGUUCAAGAGAUUGCUGUUCUUAGGAUCACUGCACAAAGACUUGCUCAUUUGAAUAAAUGCUUGAUGAAUUUUAAAUUAGGAAACUUCAGUUACAAGAACCACCCACUGAAAUUAGGAGAACUGCAAGGGAACCAUUUCACUGUUGUUCUCAGAAACAUAACAGGAACUGAUAACCAGAUAGAGGAAGCAAUGCAAUCUCUCAGGGAAAUUGGAUUCAUUAAUUACUAUGGAAUGCAAAGAUUUGGAACUACAGCCGUUCCCACAUAUCAGAUUGGCAGAGCUAUUCUGCAGAACAACUGGACUGAAGUAAUGGAUUUGAUAUUAAAACCACGACCAGGAGCUGAGAAAGGAUACUUAGUAAAAUGCAGAGAAGAAUGGGCAAAGACUAGGGAUCCAGCAGCAGCCCUCAAGAAACUGCCUGUAAAAAGGUGUGUGGAAGGACAGCUUCUCCGUGGCCUCUCAAAGUAUGGAAUGAAGAACAUAAUCUCUGCAUUUGGCAUAAUACCAAGAAAUAAUCGUUUAAUGUAUAUUCAUAGCUACCAGAGUUAUGUAUGGAACAAUAUGGUGAGCAAAAGAAUAGAAGACUAUGGUCUUAAAGCUGUACCAGGAGAUCUCAUACUUAAAGGAGCCACAGCAGUUCAUAUUGAAGAAGAUGAUGUUGAUAACUACACUAUCCAUGAUGUAGUGAUGCCGCUGCCUGGAUUUGAUGUAAUUUAUCCAAAGCAUAAAAUUGGUGAUGCCUACAAGGAAAUGCUAGUAGCCGACAAUCUUGAUAUCAACAAUAUGAGGCAUAAGAUUAGAGAUUAUUCACUUUCAGGAGCGUACAGAAAAAUCAUCAUUCGACCUCAGAAUGUCAACUGGGAGGUUGUUGCAUAUGAUGAUCCUAAAAUCCCACUAUUUAAUACGGAUUUGGAUAAGCUGGAAGGAAAACCAGUACCAGUUCUCCCUACAGAGGGCAAAUUCAGGGCGCUGAAGAUGGAGUUCUCCCUCCCGCCAUCCACGUAUGCUACGAUGGCCAUUCGAGAAGUGCUGAAAAUGGACACGAGCAUAAAAAAUCAGACACAGCUGAACACUACCUGGUUGCGCUGAAUGUACUGUAGAAGGAGUUAUCACCUAUAAAGAGUUUUACUACUUAAACGUUCUGGACAAAUCUUUAAAGAGCAGUAGCAGGAGAUCUGUAUUUUUUACAGUUUUUAUUAGUGCAAGAA